AUGUCGGGCGGCUCUCAGCACAACCCCAAUGGUCGACAAUCGCAGCUGGGCUCGCAAUGGAGCCCCCUGCAGUUACAGGUUGCAAAUCUUCUGGCUCGAGCGCCUCAAGCGCACAUGGCAUCGGACAGAGGCGUUACGUGGCACACACCAACGCCUCCAGCCCAUCUCUAUCACGUACCAGCGCCAUCACCCCCCGACCCACUUCAGGGUCUGUUGCAAUUGCAGGCGUUGAAAUCCGGCUCCAACUCAGUGUUCAGACAUACGGCCACCCCUCCAGAACUGUACAGACAUACGCCCACACCACCGGACAAACACCUGAUGAGACACACUCCGUCACCUGGCGACAUGAAAAAUCCAACGUUACCGCCAGACAUAUAUCAACACUUAGGAUCGAGCCGAGAUAAAAUGCGUGCAGAUGAAUUGCUCGCUUCUUAUGCACGCGUGGGCGUGGAUCUGUCACUGAGCAGCGGGCGAGCAUCGAACGGUGCCGCCACCUCACCUGCUCCACCAGGAUUGCCCACACCCUCCACCGGCCCACCCACGCCUACCGGGGCUCCUCCUUCAUUGUCGGUUCGGGACGCACCCACUAUCAAUAGCCUCAUAGCGCGGGCGCAGCCUCGACAUCCGCACGCGCGGGUCGAUGCGCUCCUAGAGAGACUAGUUCCCUCUCCGGUUUCUCCCCACUCGGUCAUCGUACAUUCGCGAGUUGCCCCUACUCCCUCGCCGCCCUCGUCCAACGAAGACUCGGCGGACUCCUGUGGAGCUCCACCGGGGUCUAAACGUAAACGUAAACCCGAACGUACAGUCCGCGUGCCUGUACCCCCACCUCCGACUAACGUAAGCCUGAGCCCCGCCGUCGCCCCUUCGCAGCCCGCACCGGCUCUCGUACCGCGAGUUACUCCACCACCGAGCGAAGCCGAACCGAAAGUCACACCGAAGACACCCUCACCACCGUUAGAAAACGGCGACACCGCCCACGCGAAAACCAACGGACCCGACGAGCGCCCGCCUUCCCCACGCUCCGACCAACCGCACGCUAGAAGAAAAACGCGCUCGGGCUCGGCGGAAACGAUAGCGGACAUCGCGGCCAUGAUUGCCGACACGGACCGCGUGUCGGUCGGUCCAAUUUUGCCGCCGCCGGAGCCUCCCGCCGCGCUCUCCGUGGACAAGCUCCGCAGCGUGCUGGCCAGCCCCGACGCUCCGCGCACUGAACCCAGCGGCGCCGUCGAGCCCAGCGUGCCGUGCACGGCCGAAGCCGCCCCCGCUCCCGCGGCCGUUACUCCCCCGACGGUGGCCGCGCCCCCCACCCCGCCCGCGCCUCCUCCCGCACCUGCCGCUGCGCCCCGGCGACGUAGCGCCCGCACCUCUAACCCCGAAGCUCCCAACGUUCCAGUCGAAUCCCCGUCGGAGGCGAAACCCGCCGAACCUGAAGCGAGCGAUGCGAGCACCGCCGAACCCGCGGCGGUCAGCUUCGUCGAAGUCGAGAACCAACUGGAAAAGAUGUUCGCGGGCAUCGAGGAGGAACCGUUGUCGGAGUCCGCGCCUCCCGGCACGGAUGCCACUGACGCGUGUGACGGUGGGGCCGAGGGCGGCUCUGGCGCGGCCCGCAAGCGCCGCCGCUCGGCGCCAGCGCGGCCCGAGCGGCGCGCGCCCCGGGGCCUGCCCUCGGACGACUCGCCUCGGAAGAAGCAACAGAAAAAGAAGCAGGACACCAGACGUCCUCGCAAAGGUCCCAGAGAAUCCUCUGCAAAAGACGCCUACGAUUCCGGCAGCAAUGCCAGUUCGAGCAAGUCGCGGGGACCUUAUAUACAGAUACGGGGGCCUCGGGAUUCUCCCCUCAGCGUGAGCGUCAUGAACACUUCGACCGGCGAGGAGGAGGACACCGCCACGAGACGAAAAGGCGGCGAAGAGUUCCGUAACGGGGUCCGGGGCGUGCGUGCGGUCAGGGGACUGCACGCCAGCACGCUGGGGCUGCGGUACGACGCCACCACGCCCGACGUCACGUGGCUCUGCGCCUUCUGCCAGCGACGGCCCCACGCCGCGUCGCUCGGGGACCUGUUCGGGCCCUACCGACUCGACAUGGACUGCGAGGAAUUCAGGGCGCUGGACGAGGCGAGCCGGCGGCGCUACUGCUCGGACGUGACGGGCGCGGCGGACGAGGUGUGGUUCCACGCGGAGUGCGCGCUGUGGGCGCCGGGGCUGCUGGCGGCGGGCGCGCGCGUGUGGGGGCUGGCGCCGGCCGUGUGGGGCGCGCGCGGCGCGCUGUGCGGCGCGUGCGGCGCGCCGGGCGCGGCCGUGGCGUGCGGCGCGCGCGCGUGCCCGGCGCGGGCGCACCUGCCCUGCGCGCGCGCCGGGCCCUGGGCGCUGGGCGACGACUUCCGCGCCGCCUGCCCCGCCCACCGCUCCUAA
Messenger RNA from Arctia plantaginis, 2409 nucleotides. Lineage: Eukaryota; Metazoa; Arthropoda; Insecta; Lepidoptera; Erebidae. The record is from the annotation of a GenBank genome assembly.